GCCGGUAAUUGUCAUCCCUCAGAGGGGACAUGUACACUGAUCAUCAGGGCACUGAUGAUCAGUUGCACCUGUCAGUGUCCAUCAGUGCCAGGUGUCAGUGCUCAUCCAUGCCACCUGCCAGUGCCAAUCAGUGCCACAUCAAUGCCCAUCUGAGCUGCCUUUCAGUGUCACCCAUCAGUGCCAAUCAGUGCCACCUAUCAAUGCUAGUUAGUGCACCUAUCAGUGCUGCCAAUCAGUGCCACCUAUCAUUGCCAGUCAGUGCUGCCUAUCAGUGCCAGUCAGUGCCGCCUAUCAGUGUGUAUCAGUGCCGCCUAUCAGUGCCAUAUAUGAAUGCUGCCUUUCAGUGCCCAUCAGUAAUGCCUGUCAAUGCCCAUCAG
Staurois parvus is the source of this 377-nucleotide messenger RNA. NCBI's taxonomy places the organism in Eukaryota, Metazoa, Chordata, Amphibia, Anura, Ranidae. The record is from the annotation of a GenBank genome assembly.